Molecule: messenger RNA, 2370 nt
Organism: Striga hermonthica
Lineage: Eukaryota; Viridiplantae; Streptophyta; Magnoliopsida; Lamiales; Orobanchaceae
Source: the annotation of a GenBank genome assembly
AUGGAGAGCCACGAUUCCUCGGAUCUACCGAACACUGUGGGAAGCCCUUCUCAUUUAUCCGCCGGCGACGCCAUCCCGACCGAGAAGCGAAAGCGAGAGUCUGAACCCGACCCGGAAACCUCGUCUGACCUUGCCCCGCGUGAGCAGCACCCGCUGUGGAAAACGAGCCUUUGCUCAUACUUCCGGAAGACCGGCGGCUCAUGCAGCCACGGCGAGUCAUGCCGGUAUGCUCACGGCGAGGAGGAGCUCCGCCAACGGCCCGACAACACCUGGGACCCCACUUCACAGCGGGCCAAGAAGACGGCGAGAACACAUGAGAAGGAAGAGGGGGAAACGGCGGAGGAAGCGGAGGGUGGGGUAAUGAUGACGGAGGCCUUGGAAGACGGCGAGGAGGAUUCUUCUUCUGGUUUGUCUAAAUGCAUUGUGAAUUUACCCAGGAAGUGGAGUUCAGAUAAUUUGAGGAACUUUCUCAAUGAACAGGGAAUUCAAUUUAAAUCGGCCAAGAAAAAGAAAAACAUGAGUGUUGGUUUUGUUACUUUCGAAACUGCAGCAGAGGUCAAGGUUGCCUUUGAGGGGCUAGAUGGGAAAACUGUUGGCAAUAACAGGACUUUAAAGGUUUCAGACGUCAUUCCACGGUCGUUCAAUGUUGAGUCUGGCGAUGAUGGUAGUUUAAACAAUGAAUCUGUUUUAAAGGGUAGGAGUGCACGUGAUGUGGUGACUCCUCUCGCUCACAUGUCCUAUGCCGACCAGUUAGAGCACAAGAAGAACUCACUGGCACAAAUUCUCAGAAGAUUAUCUCGCAAUGCACGUAAAGCUUGUCCUCAUGGUGUCUCACUUCCAGAAUGGAUUAUGAAAUCUAAAGAAAUAGGUGGUCUUCCAUGCAAACUGGAGGGUAUAAUUGAGUCGCCUCUCGUCAAUGGGUACCGUAACAAGUGUGAAUUCUCUGUUGGUUGUUCCUUGCAAGGCAAACAUACAGUGGGAUUUUUACUUGGCAAUUUCAGGGAGGGUGUGACUGCUGUUGAGGAACCUUUGAACUGUCCAAAUGUUUCCAGAGUUGGUAGCAGAUAUGCUGCCAUUUUUCAAGAAUUUUUGCAGAAUUCAAAAUUGCCUGUAUGGAACAGAUUGAACAAUACUGGAUUUUGGCGUCAAUUAACGGUUCGUGAAGGUAGGACGCCUUCCAAGAAUGCUGAGGUGGACAAUCCAGAGACCAACAUUUCAGAAGUCAUGCUUAUAGUUCAGGUUUGUACAGUGAAUUUUGAUGACGAAAAUGUUAAAGAUGAAAUUGUAAGUUUGGCUCAAGCAUUUUCUGUGGGAUCAGUAGAAUCUCUUUUGCCUCUUACAGCACUUGUAAUUCAGGAUCACAGAGGAAUUUCCAAUGCUGCCCCUUCUGAUGCUCCUUUGCUGUAUGUUUUCAUCCGGAAAGGGAAUGAUUGUGGACUCGAGAUAGCUAAUGAUGUUGUCGAACCAAGAAUUCAUGAUCACAUAAGCAAUCUUAAGUUUUCAAUAUCUCCAUCGGCCUUCUUUCAGGUUAACACUCUUGCUGCUGAGAAGUUAUAUUCGCUUGCUGGUGACUGGGCCGGGUUGGGCCCCGACACUUUACUUUUCGAUGUUUGCUGUGGCACUGGGACAAUUGGCCUGAUUUUAGCCGACCGUGUUGGUAUGGUUGUUGGCAUUGAAAUGAAUGCUUCUGCUGUUUCAGACGCUCAGAGGAAUGCAGAAAUCAAUGGCAUUAAAAACUGCAGAUUUGUCUGUGGAAAGGCUGAAGAUGUUAUUGGGUCGUUGAUGAAAGAGUACCUAUCUUCACCCCAAAACCAAAAUGAAACCGACGCAUUAGGAAAUGAGGAGCCUGAAAUCAAGCCUUAUGAAGAAGAUGCCGAUUCUGCUGACUGUAUCACAGGAAAUGGCGAUAGCCAAACCAUUGACCAGGAGAAUGGGAGUAGCAUUGCCCCUCAAUCUCCAAAAGAUGAAAACAAGUUGGAGAAUCUUUGCAAUUCUGAAAGUGGAAAUAACCCGAUUCGGCAAUUUAAAAAUAUCGUUGCUAUAGUUGAUCCUCCACGCGUUGGACUUCAUCCAACUGUAAUCAAAGUUCUGAGGACGCAAUCUCGUCUGAGGAGGCUUGUAUACAUUUCCUGUAAUCCCGAGAGUCUGGUGGCAAAUGCUAUCGAGCUCUGCACACCAUCCCCCCUUACGACCGAGAAAGGGAAUAACAGGAACAACUGGGGAUGGAAAAACGUAAGUUCGGCUGGUCUGGCUAGACGCAGGGCAAAGUCCAUGCCCAUUUCUGAGCCGUUUAAUCCAGUAAAAGCCAUGGCCGUUGAUCUUUUUCCUCAUACGAACCAUUGCGAACUAGUGAUGCUUCUUGAGAGGUGA